Neopelma chrysocephalum (saffron-crested tyrant-manakin) is the source of this 267-nucleotide messenger RNA. RefSeq names its product persulfide dioxygenase ETHE1, mitochondrial-like. The transcript is spliced from 2 exons. Lineage: Eukaryota; Metazoa; Chordata; Aves; Passeriformes; Pipridae. The record is from RefSeq and is a predicted model, not a curated record. The annotation marks the transcript as partial. Gene Ontology annotation, molecular function: sulfur dioxygenase activity. Gene Ontology annotation, biological process: hydrogen sulfide metabolic process; glutathione metabolic process.
GCCCCUGCCCCGUUGCCAUGGUGACAGUUGCCCCCCCCCGCUCCCUGGCGCCCCCCGCAGGCUGCCCCCGCACCCUGCACCGCUCGGUGCACGAGAGGAUCUUCACCCUCCCCGAGAGCUGCCGCAUCUACCCCGGCCACGACUACAGGGGCCACACGAUGUCCACGGUGGGGGAGGAGCGGCGGCUCAACCCCCGCCUGACGCUGAGCCCCGACGAGUUCGUGACGCUGAUGGAGGGGCUCAACCUGCCCCGGCCCCGCCUCAUCG